Cuscuta epithymum is the source of this 2550-nucleotide messenger RNA. The record is from the annotation of a GenBank genome assembly. Lineage: Eukaryota; Viridiplantae; Streptophyta; Magnoliopsida; Solanales; Convolvulaceae.
AGAUCCUCUUAACGGAAACGCAAGCUUAACCGAAAUGCACGCAACUGGUACAACCCCCCGCCUUUCCGAUGGAGGAAUAUGUACUCCCACCCGCCUUUAUUUUUGCACGGUCCCUAUCGCUAGAUUGAUAGAUCUCAACUGAAGAACCGAACGAAUGAGAAAUGACGACUAGUACGGGUACGGGAUCGGAUGCAGAGGAGAGGAGCAACAAAGAUCAUGGCUCUCCCAACAAUAAUGCUCUUUCGCUGUUGAAAUCCUUCUUCUCAAUCAAUGGAAACAAGAGCAAAAAAGUUGGAGACGGAGAAACAGUUGCUGACGGUGAUGUUUCGCUUAAUCCCCCUUUGCCGUUUCUCUCCGCUCUCGCAAAUUCUGUCGCGUCUCGCUGCUCUAAGAUCCUUCACAUAUCUUUGGAAGAAUUGCAGAAUCGCUUUGAUUCAGAGUUGCCUGAUAAUCUUAAGCAGCCAUCACUCUAUGCGAGGAAUUUUUUGGAGUACUGUUCAUAUGAAGCACUCCGUGAGACAACCAAACACACUAAUUAUUUGUGGGAUAAUAACUUUCGAAGAUUGACGUUUGACAUGAUGCUAGCUUGGGAGGCUCCAAGUAGAGAACAUGAAGUAGUUGAACCAGAAAGUUCUACUAAUGUUCAGGAAGGGGAGGACGAUGGCCGGUCAAUUUUUUACUCUAGCUCCACCAAGAUGGCUGUUGAGGAUUUUUUUGUUAAUCUACACUCCACCCCAAACAAAUGUCAUCGACUUCACUUUCUUGUAUACGAAAAGUAUCUUCGAAGUCUUGAAAAGGUGAUAAAGGCUGUAAAUGCAGUUGCUUCUCAUAACAUGUCCAAUCUUUCUCUUAUGGAGGAUGAGGUUAUUUUAGAUGUAGAUGGAAUAGUUCCCACACAACCAGUAUUCCAGCAUAUUGGACUAUCUGCUUGGCCUGGACGGCUUUCUUUGAGCAAUCAUGCUCUUUAUUUUGAACCUGGAGUUGGUUUAUAUGACAAAGCUCUGAGAUAUGAUCUGGCGAUUGAUAUGGAACAGGUUAUCAAGCCUGAAUUAACUGGACCACUUGGCGCUCGCAUUUUUGAUAAAGCAGUGAUGUACAAGUCUUCAUCUAUGGCUGAACCUGUAUGCUUUGAAUUCCCUGAAUUUAAAGGAAGCUCAAGGCGUGACUAUUGGUUGGAUAUAUGUCUUGAAAUUCUACGUGCUCAUAAGUUCAUUCGCAGAUAUAACCUCACUGAUUGCGCGAGAUUUGAAGCUCUUGCUCGUGCACUUCUAGGGAUUCUUCGAUAUCGAGCAGUUAGAGAGGCUUUCCAUUUUUCUCCAUCCAAUUACAACACCCUGUUGUGCUUUAACUUGGCGGAAAGUCUUCCAGGUGGUGAUGCUAUAUUGGAAACGCUCUCAAAUCAUUUGGUAGUCAUGACUUCUGCUGGCCUUCGUCGUAGUUUUCUUGUCUCUCCAAAAGCUACAAAACAGGCCCCAGUUUCACACUGUAUGCUUCACAGACUUGGAAUUCUUUCAUUGAAGGAUGUGUUCAUGGAAGAUGUAACAUCUGAAGCUGGUAUUGCUUGUGUUGGUGAAACACAUCCUCUGGAAGUUGCAGUCAAGAUGUCCAGAAAGGACAUAGGGAGAGCUGAAGCUGCACAAGAAACUAUUGAUCGAGUUAAAGUGGAAGGCAUUGACUCCAAUUUAGCAGUAAUGCAGGAAUUGCUUUUUCCUCUUAUUGGAUUAUUAAAUCACCUUAAAUAUUUGGCAUCGUGGAAAGAUCCCUGGAAAUCAGUGACAUUUCUGAUGUGUAUUUGCUAUGCUACAAUCAAGGGAUGUAUUACUUAUGUACUGCCCAGCAUAAUGGUAUUGUUUGCGGUGGCGAUGCUCUGGCGCAGACUUGCACGGAAGGGAUCAACAUUGGAACCAUUGAAAGUCAACACUCCCCCACCUAAAAAUGCAGUGGAGCAGCUAUUAACAUUACAAGAAGCUGUCGCUCAAGUGGAGGCACUUAUUCAAGGUGGCAACAUUGUUCUACUGAAAAUACGGGCUCUCCUAUUUGCUGUUGUUCCUCAGGCAACUGAUAAGGCCGUACUCCUUUUGCUGUUCCUUGCUGUGGUAAUUGCUUUCGCACCCCUCAAGCAGGUGAUGCUGAUUUCAUUCUUGGAGCACUUCACAAGGCAGAUGCCUUUGAGGAGAAAUAGCAGUGAAAAGUUUAUUAGGAGGAUUAGAGAGUGGUGGAGCAGGAUACUAGCAGCCCCUGUUCAGCUUAUCAAACUGGAUGAUAAAAAGAGAAAGUGAUGGUUGAUGGAUUAUAUAUUCGGCAGCCAGUGAGAUUUCCUGAUGCUGGUGUUCUGUAGAUGUGGUCCAGUCCUCUUCCUCUACCAUUGCUCGAACUCUACUAAUUUUUAGGUUUGAGCUUUGUUCUUGUUAGGGGUGGGCAAAUCGGUUCAGUUUGACCGAACAAAACUGAACCAUAUGCAAUACGGUUUGAAUUUGGUAGUAUUUCUUCCAAACCAAAGUAAACCAAACCGAACCGGAACCAUUAAAAACUGAAUAAAACCGAACGGCA